Messenger RNA from Pyricularia pennisetigena, 900 nucleotides. RefSeq lists its product as uncharacterized. NCBI's taxonomy places the organism in Eukaryota, Fungi, Ascomycota, Sordariomycetes, Magnaporthales, Pyriculariaceae. Gene Ontology annotation, cellular component: extracellular region. The record is from RefSeq and is a predicted model, not a curated record. The transcript has a single exon. The coding region runs from base 1 to 900 and encodes 299 amino acids.
AUGCGCGCCUCAACCGUCAUCCUCAACUCCCUGCUCCUGGCCACUGGUCUUGCAGCCCCCGCCGUUGUCAAGAGGGACCUGGCGUCCAUCCAAGGCGCGCUCAAGACCAUCGAGACUAGUCUCGGCAAGCUCACCACCGCCGUCAAGGGCAUCACGACCGACCCGCAGAGCGGGCCCCCGGUCCUGUCGGCCUCUGACGACCUCUCCAAGGUCAUCAAGCAGGCUACCACCGACAUCAACGCCAGCCAGGAGCUCUCGCUCCAGGAUGCCCUGACCCUGCAGCAGUCGUCGGGCGGCUUGACCACGGCCGUCAAGGACACCAUCGACGCCCUCAAGGGCAAGAAGGACACUCUCGACCAGCUCGGCUUCACCAAGAUUGCCGUCCAGACCCUCCAGACCCAGAAGACCGACUCGACCGCCCUCGGCAAGGCCAUCGUCUCCAAGAUCCCCGCCAUCGGACAGAGCAUCGCCCAGCAGGCCGUCGACCAGGUCACCGCCCAGAUCGACGACGGCAUCAAGGCCCUGCAGGCACCCCCCGCUGCCGGCGCCGCCCCUCCCGCCGCCGGUGCCUCGCCUUCGCCCGCCACCCCCGCCGCCCCCAAGCAGUCUGGCGCCCCCAAGGCCACCCCGGCCCCCGCCCCUGCUGCUUCUGCUGGCGAGAACAACAAGGCCGCCACCAACCCGCUCACCAGCGCCACCGGUGCGCUCCUCGGCACCUCCGGCGCCCAGCCCGCCGCCGCCCCCGCUGCCGGUGGUGCUCCCAACAUCAACGGCGCUCUGGCUCAGGUUGGCGCCGUCGCCGGCCUGAACAACGGCAAGGGCCAGCCCAACACCGCCAACCCCAUCAGCCAGGCUGCCGGCCAGCUCCUCAACCCCAAGCCCGCUGGUGCCGCCAAAUAA